This is a messenger RNA of Penicillium argentinense, 1266 nucleotides long. Its product is annotated as tryptophan synthase beta subunit-like PLP-dependent enzyme. The record is from RefSeq and is a predicted model, not a curated record. The transcript has a single exon. Lineage: Eukaryota; Fungi; Ascomycota; Eurotiomycetes; Eurotiales; Aspergillaceae. The coding region runs from base 1 to 1266 and encodes 421 amino acids.
AUGGAGUACUCUCAUCACUACAAUGCGGACCGCUUGUCCCCACAGACAGAGGCCACCGCGGCCGUCUGUAUGCAGAAUCUUUCCAACUGGAUGCCCGCCGUCGAUGAAAUUCGCACCUGGCCAGAGUACACGGCCCAACAACCCCUUCGCGCUCUCCCCAACCUCGCACACAAAUUGGGAAUCCAGGAAAUAUUUGUCAAAGAUGAGAGCAGACGCUUUGGAACCGAGCUGGGCUCCUUCAAGGCGCUGGGUGCCCCUUACUCGGUUUAUAUGAUCUUAGCUGAGGAGGUGCAUGCGAAGAUGGGUGUCUGGCCCUCGGCAGCUGAGCUCCGCACCGACAAGUAUCGUGAUAUCACGCAGCGCGUCACUGUCUGCGUCGCGACGGACGGUAACCAAGGUCGUGGGUUAGCAUACGGUGCUAAGAUUUUCGGCUGCCGCUGCGUCGACUACAUUCACAACCAUGUCAGCGAGGGUCGCGCCAAGCGUAUGAUGGACUUGGGUGCGGUUGUGAUUCGAAUUGACGGUGAAUAUGAAGCUUCGGUUAACCGGGCUAAGGAAGAUGCUCGCAUGAACGGCUGGUACUUCGUCAGCAGCACCUCCUGGUCUGACUUUGAUGGAGAUGUGCCUCAGCACGUAAUGAACGCCUACAUGGUCGUCCUCGAGGAGGCGGUCGCAUUGAUUCCUCAACUCGAUCGCAUCUCUCACGUUUUUGUGUGCGGUGGUGUUGGUAGUAUUGCUGCUGCCAUUUUCCAAGGCUUCUACACUCAUCUUCGUGGAAACCAGAAGGUGCCUGCUAAAGUGCCCCGCUUUAUUGUUGUUGAGCCUUCUGAGGCAGACUGUCUCCUGCAGAGCGCGAAGAAUGGCGAGGCUCAUCAGUCCGAAGGUACGCUCCAUACUCUGAUGGCUGGUCUGGCUUGUCGCGCACCUUCUCCAGCGGCGUGGAAGCUCCUCACCUGGUUAACCAGUGACUUCAUUGCGGUUCCCGAUUCCGUUGCGGUGGAGGGCAUGAAGGCGCUGGCUGAUGGCCACGAGGGCGAUAUUCCCGUGGUAUGUGGUGAGUCGUCAGCUGCCAGUCUGGGCGUUAUGCUAGGAUCUGGCUCAGAUUCGAGCCUUCGUGAGAAACUGGGACUGGAUGAGAAUAGUCAGGUCGUGAUCUUCGGCCUCGAGGGCGCAACUGACCCUGAGAUCUACGAGUCUCUAGUGGGAAAAUCGCCCGCUGCCGUGUUCGAGGCUCAAGAUCGUUUCGUUGCUCAAAGCUCGAAGUGA